UUGAAUGUACGAAGCACGAAAAUUCCAUAAUCUUCCUUGAACACACAAAAGAGGAAGAUAAAUUCCUCGAAGUUCGCGACAGCAAAAUGUGAUGGGGAAGCUGGAGAACGGAGAACAAGUCACACAUUUGUUCUUGUAGUAUGGGUCGAAGGAGGCCAUGCGGUGACCCUGACGCAUCUGUUGUCACUGACGCUAAAAGAAAAAAAAGUACGAAGAUGGUGCGUGUUAGUGUAAUUGAGACAUGCUUGUAAUUAUUUUCAGAGAGACGCUUAUAAUUAUACGCUGAACUGCGAAGAAAUAAAACAGUUGCGGCAUUAACGUCACUGUCCGAAUGCUUCAACAAUAAUGGGAGCUAGACAUUUUCAGAGAGAUGGAGAAAGUGACAGGAAUUGAGUAAAUACUUUCUUCUACUUGACGUUUAAUAGAAACAUUUGAAAGAAGCAAGGAAUUCUACAAUGUCAGAAUCUUAUGAUUUUUUAUUCAAGUUUUUGGUUAUUGGGAAUGCAGGAUCAGGAAAGUCAUGCCUGUUACAUCAAUUUAUUGAAAGCAAGUUUAAAGAUGAGAGCAGUCAUACAAUUGGAGUUGAAUUUGGCUCUAAAAUAGUAAAUGUUGGAGGCAAAUCUGUAAAGCUUCAAAUUUGGGAUACUGCAGGACAAGAAAGAUUCAGGUCAGUAACUCGUAGCUACUACAGGGGGGCAGCAGGUGCCCUUUUGGUAUAUGAUAUUACCAACAGGGAAAGUUUCAGCGCCCUUGCAAAUUGGCUGUCUGAUGCACGUACACUGGCUAGCCCAAACAUUGUCAUUCUCUUGGUAGGCAACAAGAAGGAUCUGGAUGGUGAAAGAGAAGUUACAUUCCUUGAGGCAAGCCGAUUUGCACAGGAAAACGAGCUGAUGUUUCUAGAAACAAGUGCGAAGAUGGGUGAAAAUGUAGAAGAGGCUUUUCUCAAGUGCUCGAAAACAAUCCUGGCAAAAAUUGAAACUGGUGAACUUGACCCCGAGAGGAUUGGCUCAGGAAUUCAGUAUGGGGAUACAACCACUCGCCGUUUGCACCGGGAAAACAAUCGUCGGCAGCCUGACUGUUUUUGCCGUAUGUAGUAAUACCACUGGCCCAUAAAUGAUGAAAUAGCCCUUUCCCAUGUUUCUUUGAUUCUGACUUUGUAACGGGCCAGUAAAAUUACGUACCAUUUGUGAUAAAACUAAAGAAGGUAAUUACUUAGUACAUUUUUUUUUUUUUAGAAAUUAGAAGUUAUUUUCAAAUAUUAUACUUAAAAAAGCUCAGUGUUAUGGAUGUUUUCUGUUUGUGUAAAUGCAAUAUAUUUCACAAGACUUUGUGUUGUACUGUUUAUGAAUCUGACAAGUCAGUUUUCACUGCACAGUUUUUAUGGAUGAAUUCCACGGCUGUUGAAACUGCUAAUUGUAAUUGACAUUACCACUAAAGCAGUACUCAACAUUGUUAUGGAAUUAACAUGUAUUCAGAUCACUGUAAAAGUGGGAUUGAUAAUAUUUGGCAAAUGGCAGUCAGGCACAGUAGGAGCAUGAGAUUCAGUUCUUUUGAGAAGCUCACUAUCCAGAUACUGCAUUUUGAUUUCCCGCUUGACACAGCAUUUAUCGUCAGUUAUACAGUAACUAUUCUGACCAUAGUCUCUCAACCAUAGUCGUAUUUGAAAAGACAUGCGUUAGUACAUGAAUCUCAUUUAUUUCAAACGUAAUGUUGAAAGUGGUAGCAGUUGGGUUAUUUAUAUAAGCAUGAUUUUUGUUUAAUCUUUGUAACAUUCACAGCCUGCAGGUUUCAGGUCUCGCUUUAACUUUAACAGAAUGCAUUUAACAAAUGCUUCUUUGUGUUUUUCUAAAGAUAGAAAACUUGGGAUGUAAAGUCUGGUAUUCAUGAUGGCCAAAAUCAUUUUAUCAUCACGAGUAGUUAUGAUGUAUUUGCAAUUUUCUGAUUUUUGGCUUGACACGAUGAAAGUGAUUCAUGUUUGUUGUAGUGCCAUUAUGCAGGUGUACAGCUCAUACUCAUAUACAGAUAUUUUAUGUUUUAUGUGUAAUGAAUGCGUUGAAAUAUAGCUGCUGUUCACAGUUCUCAGAUCAAGUCAUCUUGUAGUAUUACACCAGAUAUAAUAGCACAUACUGUUAUCAUUACAGUGUAUUACAGUUACCUUCUUUAGAUUUACAAUUGCAGUCAAAGAAUGUUUAAGUAAAAUGCAGUACUUUUUUUAUUUUUGACACUGAUUUCUAGUUCAUGGAAUUUCCCUGUUAUGUAUCUUUUGGUAUUCUGGAGUAGAGGAAAAUCUGCCCAGGGUCAGUGUGACCAAGAUUAGAAUACAUGGAAAGCAAAAUAAUAUAAAGUUCAUUAAUAAUUUUAGACCAGUUUGGAAAUUACUCAUUCUGAUGUCUUAUAAGACAGGUUGUGAUUGCUAGUCUAAGUAUAAUAGGGUAGAAUGACCACUGAGGAAAAAUGUGCCUGCGGUCAUGGUCUUACGGUGACAUGGUAAUGUUCUGUGGUGUUUUUAACAUGAAGCUCCCUUGGGUUACGAGCUAGAAAGUCAGGCUAAAGUGACAAGUAGGAAAACUGGAAAAAGGUGAGGAAACUGCAGCUCAUUAGCACACCAUUUCAGAAUGGGUACACUUCACAUUCAAGCUUAGUCUUUUCAUGUAACUAAUUUACAUGCACCACUUGCAAGGCACUUCUGUCAUGUCAGUGAACCUAUAUAUAAAAAUGCUGCUUAAUGUUAAGAACUAAAUAUUAUCAUGUCAUAUCAGAAAAAAUGUACUGGCCAUAGUGUUCAGCUAAUUAUUUCAAGUCCAUGUGAUUAAAAAUUACAAGAACGUCUUUCUGGGGGGGGGGAUAGAAUUUAAUACGCUUUUCAGUCUAGUCAGUAUUUAUCAAAACAAAUUCCUUUCCCCCCCAAUUUGGAGCAUAACUAUAUUUGGUCUGUAUAGUGAGGAGUAUAAAUACAAAAUUAAAUCUGUUCACCCAAAACAUUACUACCAUGUGUGCAUAAUUGGAUAAAGUGGAUCUAGUAAGAGGUAACAUUGCUUGUUGACACUUAUUAACUGCUGAUUUCAGUGUCACCUGAAACAACAAGUAAAUGUAUAUAUAUACAGUAAAAUAAGUCUGAAUAGACCAGGAAUUUACCAGAAAGCAUAAAGGAUUAUUUUCAGUUCAGUAAACUUCCUAAGCAAAUUGAAAAUGAGAGUUAUGAAGAAUAACAAACACUGUCAUUUUAUCUGACAUUUUCAUUAUGGGUCAUCAUUUCAAUUUUUAUUGUCAACCAUUUUCUUAAUUUGUGAAACUCUCUCUCUCCCUACAAGUCUUAUAUCCUCACAUACAUUUUCAUGGUCAUUAGAAGCACCUAAUUCCAUAAUUUUUUCCCUAUGAGGUUGUAUGAAACUCUCACAGCACAAUUUCCCCCCUAUAUGAGGUUUGGGAAAAAAGUUUCAAAUGAGUCCUUUCUUUCAGAAUUUUUAUCGACAAAGAUAUAAAAUGAGAUGUUAGACAUUGAAUGACACAAUAAUUCCAAUUAAAACAUAGGAUGGUGUCAGUAUCAUAACUGCAGCUUAUGACAUGAUUUUAGUGGCAAUCACAAUCAAUGUCAGACAUUCUAAUAUAACAACAUAAAUGCUUUGAAUAGCGGUUCCACAUUUUUUUGACCUUCUCCACACAGUUUUGAUUAUACAGUUAUGAAAAUUGGAAGAUAUGGCAGUUGGUAUGUUUCUUGAUGUUUAUAUUUUUGAUUAAAAAGUGGUGGAAUCCCCAUUUUAACAUUUUCCCUCAUUUAGUGUUGGAUUUGUUUCAUCCCAAAUCAUUAGCUACAUGUUCAAAUCUACUAGUCUUUAAAGAUGCCUUAAAUGCGAGUUUUGCUGCAUUUUUGAUCCUUUUGAUCUUUCAGUUUACUUUUGAGGUUGAUAUCUGUAUUGUAUCUAAACCACUGCAGUUCACCUGUUCUGUUUCUACAAAUCCUUUUUCCUUUUACAUGUUCCCAUUGCUUGCUGUGUACAGUACCUACUGUUUGGAUGAUUUUUAUAUGAAGUCUUUAGUUAAUGUUCCAAACAUUCUGAUUGCCCUUACUGUUACAUAUACUAAACUUCACACACAUACUUAAAGAAACAAAAUCCUUAUUGUCCCAAUGAUUUUCACUUUAAAAAGACAGAUCAUCAGAUGUUGUCUUGUAUUAUCUGUCUUGAAGAACAUGAAAACCUUAAAUACAUAACGAGUAAUAAUACUCUCAAAAUCAUGGUACAGUUUAAAUAUUAUAUGAAACAAACUGUGGCACAUUGUGAGAUCUGAGGUUCUCACAAUGGUAACUAUGAAGACUUCUAUCUUCUGAGAUAUAACACCAUGUAGACCAGUAAAAGUCAAAAUUGCCUUUAAUUCCAUGGAUAUAUUUACUUUAAUAAUUUGGUCUAUCUGUUGGAAUUUUGAUCUUAAAAGUGCAAGUGAUACUGAAGAAAUAGAUUUCAGUUUUGACAAGUGACUGUUCUUUGAAACUUUGUCUAAUACAUCUUUCAGGGUAUGUAAUGUCUUGCAUAGGCAACCUCACGGAAGAAGAGUCCUUUGUGCUCAAGAUCUAUGGUAUGGUGAUUUUGGUUCUCUGUAUAUGUUGUAUCUAGUGACUUUCUAAAAGCAAUGUAAUAGUCUCGUGAUACACUGCCAAAGAUAUUUUAGACACAGUCUGGGGUAAUAUUUAAUACAAAAUAUGUUAAAAUUUAUGAAAAUGAGAUUUGCUAGAGCAAAAAGAAAUGCAAGCUUGUACUUGGCUAUUUGUAACCUCAAUAAGAAAUUAUGAGAUUACAUAUUUGAUAGUUGUUGAAUAAUGGUACUGAUUUUACUUCUUAUUUUUAUCUGUACUUGUUUGAUUCUUUUCUCAGUUAAUACUUGAACAGUUAUGCCAUAUUUAUCGUACAUGAAGAGAUACACAUUGCUUCAACUCGGCUCUAAUGUCCUGUCUGUACCGAAGUGGAAUGCUGUACAGCAGAAAGAGUCGUUAUAUUUGACGUCAUGUAAAUAUUCUCACCCAAAUAAUGAUCAGAUUUGUAGCGUAUUGUCAGUUUUACCGAGACAUUCUUCUCCAGUAUAUUUUGGAGUAUUCAUGGGGGCAGUUGUUCAGGUUGUGACACCGUGUAGUCUUGUAUAUAAUAUCAAUAGUUCAGAGGAAAAUGCUACCUGUUUUCUUAGCAUCAGAGUGAGUACAGUGAGGACGUUGGGUUACACAGGUGGCUUUCAAGGAAGGUUGUGGUCCAUGUGAAUUAAGAGGCAACAUUCCUUGCAACUGAAAACAUAUGCCGUUAUUAUAACAGAUUUGCUAUUUAGUACAUCUUUUUGCCACAGAAAGCCCUGAAUGUUAAUUACAACUUACAGUAAAUUGGUUGACUAAAUGAAAGAAAACAGCAAACUUGUUAUAUGACUUUCAAAAUGAUUCCUGUAUUACUGUCGGGUAAGAUGCAAUUGAAGACUUUGCUAUUGCUGGUUAGCAUUCUCCCAUAAAAUUGAUGUAAGGUUUUGUAUUACAGAAUAGCGAAGAUGCAUAAUCCAUGAUGAGUCUUAUUUAGUGAAGUGAUGCAUAAAUGUUGGGGAUGUUGGGUAGAAGUUCAUAAUUUGUUCCUGAGCUUGCCUUCCAAAUCUGGACAAGUUAAACCUAUCAGACUGAAAGGUGAUAUGAUUUCGUGGGCUCCUUGAUAGCUUCUGUUCAUGAAUAAAA
This is a messenger RNA of Cryptotermes secundus, 5698 nucleotides long. RefSeq names its product ras-related protein Rab-4A (gene Rab4). Gene Ontology annotation, molecular function: GTP binding; GTPase activity. Gene Ontology annotation, biological process: regulation of endocytosis; Rab protein signal transduction. Gene Ontology annotation, cellular component: endosome. NCBI's taxonomy places the organism in Eukaryota, Metazoa, Arthropoda, Insecta, Blattodea, Kalotermitidae. The transcript has 6 exons. The coding region runs from base 456 to 1094 and encodes 212 amino acids. The record is from RefSeq and is a predicted model, not a curated record.